AUGCAGACGAAGGUGAACCGGGUGAGUAUGGCUGCGUCAUCGUCGUCUCCGCUGUCAUUACGGACCACACCAGCAUCCGCACUGGUGUUGGUGGGUGUGAUCAUUUUUGGUGUAUUAUUGGCCCUCGUGGUCAUGGCCUUCUUCGCCUAUGCGCCACUGCUGUGUGCGUCGUGGCUCGGCAUCAUGUAUGUCAUCGGACUGUAUUUGUCCACGGAGUCUUCUAAGUGGCGCUGGCAUGAUGCACAGGAGUUCGAGAAUCGUUUUUGGACGGGCACUGCCUUCAUGUUCAGUGCUGCGCUGCUGUACAUCAAGGACUCGCCUCUCGCUGUAGGCCAGUGGAACUCGACGCUCGGCCUAGUGCUAGUCUUUGGCUUCACCAUGAGCGUUCACUUCUUCGACAGGUUCUUGCACAGACAGGAGAUCAGUCGCCGGCCGAGACUGAAGGAGGUUUCGAGACAAUUUUCGCAUAAUUUAUUCAAGUACAAGGCCACAGCAGAGGAAAAAACAAGUCUCGUCAUGGAGUGCGUUAGUCACAUCGACCGUCAUUAUUUACCCAGCACCAUCAAUAAUAUGCUCAACUUUGCCGAGGUCAAGCGACGCGAGCUCAAGAUCUUCCGAAUUCUCGCAGGAGCGGGGAAGGACGAGCUGAAUUACAUCCUAAAUCACACUCAGCUGGCACUGCUCUUUUACAAAGUGAAGGACCACUCGAACGUGCGCGAGGACCAAAGUCGGACGCUGAUUCUUGACUUGCUGUGCACCACACGGCUGACAGAUUUGUCGGUGAUGUCUCGAGCUGUUCUGCUUGACGCUUUGAUGGUGAUGAAGAUCAGUGCCCACCCGAUGGCUGAAAAAUGGGUGCGCAAUAUUAUUCUGAAGACGCAGGGCGAUGACCUGAGCAAUCUGAAAACGUACACGGAUGCGAAGGGCGAUUUUCACAGUAUGCACAAGCUAGUAUUUAACGAUGUUCGUAGUCCGACAAUCCGUGCUGAUAUUCUAAGCCACAUCCAGCGUGAAGCAAGCGUACAGAUUGCACACAUGCGGCUUGGAACAAAGCGGGGCCGCAGUCGCAAGCAGCAAGCAUGGCGAAAGGUGUUGAGCGAUGUGGAUGAUACGUUGUAUUCUUCGGGUGGACGAUACCCAGCAGGGUUAGACACGCGCUACCCUCGACACACUCUGUACCCGGGAGUGCUUCCUUUCUAUCGUGAGCUAGAUAUGGGCACGGUGGGACCCGAUGACUGGACAGAUGAUCGAGUGGGCAACCUGGUGUUUCUCUCCGCACGACCACAUGUGUACAAGGACGUAUCCGAAAAGAAGUCAUAUGCAAAGUUUGCCGCCCUGUACGAACUGAUGGGUAUGCACACGUUGCCUACCAUGCUUGCAGGCAAUCUGAAAUCAGGCCGUGCUUUCAUGUGGCAAGGUGACCUGGAGCCCAUGGCACAGAAGAAGUUUGAGAACUUCUGCGAAUUCUACCAACUUUACCCAGAGUUCAAGCACGUAUUUGUCGGCGACAACGGCCAAGGUGACGUUCGUGCGGCGGAGCUUAUUGUUGAGAAGUUUGGUUCUGAUGCGUUGGAGGCUGCUUUUUUCCAGCGUGUGCAGCCAAUGGAAAGGGUGUUUAAUUAUCAUUCGAGAGAGGACCUGGUCCGUUGGCGCAAGAUGAACAUACUCUUCUUUGAUACUUAUGUGGGUGCAGCUGUCGAGGCUUUCGGCAUGAAAAUGAUUCGACUUAGCGGACUGAAAAAGAUCUGUGAUGACGCUGGGAAGUCGUUCGAGGCGAUUCACUCAUGGCUAACGCCACAAAGUCGAGAACGUGCAAGACUACUGCUGAACCGUGACCUCGCCGCGGCAAAUGUACUUAUGUCAAAGAAGUUUGAUCCUUCCCCUUUGGUUAUGAAGCCGCAAGUGUUCACUCUGAACUCGAACGUUCGCACUCCGAUCGGACGAGGCAUAGUUCGUAAAUAUCGCGGUAUCGAUGGCAUUUAUCGCGUGGAUUUGACAGAUUGGCCAUCAUCAGCUCGCCAAAAACGCGUUGAAGCUUUCUUCCCGGACGAAAGUCUUGUAGCUUACGUCCCUUCGGACUCCUCGGCUAUUUCAAAGAGUUUAUUAAAUUACGUCAAGUUUUACCACCCACCGCCUGCCCGAAUAUUUGCGCCACACAGUCUAGUGAAAACGCUAUUUGGUAUUGGACGUGUGGUGUCCUACCGCGCCGAAGAUGAAAUCUACACAGUAUCCAUUCCUGGUGACCAGAUUAUGCUUCACGUAACGGCAUUUUUGAUCGCAGAUUCGCUGCAGCCAGUGGAUGACGAUUUUUUGAAGAGCUACGUAAUGAAUGGCUCUACAUCACCGCGAAUGUUCGCUGGUGUACGUUCUGGCAUUGGCUUCAUUACGAAGAAACUGAUUACGUUUGUACCUGGUGGGUCUGGACUCAAACCUUUGUUUGCGAUGUCGGUAGUUGUUGAUUCUCCGUUUGGGCGCGGUGCCGUUGUGCACUUUCGCGAAGAAGAUCGUGUCUACGAGCUGCGGCUGUUCCACAGCGAUAGCAAGACCCGAAGUGGUGAGCUGCCGUCACCAAUUAGUGUAUUUGUGCAAGAGCGAGACCUGCAGCUGUCACCAGUUUGGCUCUUAUGUUAUUACACCAUACGGCAAGGGAAUUGUAACUAG
This is a messenger RNA of Phytophthora infestans T30-4, 2661 nucleotides long. RefSeq lists its product as uncharacterized. The transcript has 3 exons. Bases 1 to 2661 code for a protein of 886 amino acids. The record is from RefSeq and is a predicted model, not a curated record. Gene Ontology annotation, molecular function: phosphatidate phosphatase activity. NCBI's taxonomy places the organism in Eukaryota, Oomycota, Peronosporomycetes, Peronosporales, Peronosporaceae.